UCAUCCUUCUCCUUCUUCUUCUCCAAAAACCUCUCUCGCUCUCUCGCUCUCUCUCUAACGUUUUCCCUGCCGCUCCACCCUACUCCCACAUUCUUCUACUGUGAUGUCGUUCUAGAUUCGGCUGCUUCCAUUGAUGCCAUUCAUGCAAACGAAUCCCUGAACGCGAAAUGAUGUCGUCGUCCCCGAUCUUCUUCAGAUCAGGGCUACUCCUCCUCCUCUCGAUCCUCUUCCUUUUAACCCUAGCUCCCACGCCUUCCCAAUCGGCCGUCUCGAGCAUAGAUCUAGGCUCCGAAUGGAUCAAAGUCGCCGUCGUAAACCUCAAACCAGGCCAAACCCCAAUCUCCAUCGCCAUCAACGAAAUGUCCAAGCGCAAGUCCCCCGUUCUAGUAGCCUUCCAGAACGGCAACCGUUUGAUCGGCGAGGAAGCCGCCGGGUUGACCGCCAGAUACCCCGACAGAGUGAUUUCCCACAUCCGCGAUUUGGUCGGGAAACCGUUUGAUUACGUGAAGAGUUACAUCGAGUCGAUGUACUUGCCUUUUCACUUGGUGGAUGACUCGAGGGGAGGCGUGGGGGUUAGGAUUGAGGAUGGAGACGUGGCUUACUCGGCCGAGGAGCUGGCCGCGAUGGUGCUGGGGUUUGCUGUUGAAUUGGCGACGGUUCAUUCGAAGGGGAAGGUGAAGGAUGUUGUGAUUACGGUGCCUGCCUGCUUUGGGCAGGCGGAGAGGAAGGGUUUGAUUCAGGCAGCCGAGUUGGCGGGGAUUAAUGUGUUGUCUCUUGUUAAUGAGCAUUCGGGCGCCGCGUUGCAGUACGGGAUCGAUAAAGAUUUCUCCAACGGGUCAAGGAAUGUGGUUUUCUACGAUAUGGGCGCGAGUAGUACUUAUGCUGCUCUUGUGCAUUUCUCGGCGUAUAACGCCAAGGAGUAUGGGAAGAGUGUGUCAGUCAACCAGUUUCAGGUCAAGGAUGUAAGAUGGGACCCACAACUUGGGGGUCAGACUAUGGAAUCAAGGUUGGUGGAGCACUUUGCGGAUGAGUUUAACAAGCAACUUGGAACCGGGUUUGAUGUGAGGAAGUCUCCCAAGGCGAUGGCUAAGUUGAAGAAACAGGUUAAGCGUACAAAAGAAAUUCUAAGUGCAAAUACGAUGGCUCCAAUUUCAGUUGAAUCUCUUUAUGAUGACCGUGACUUUAGGAGCAUGAUAACUCGUGAGAAGUUCGAAGAGCUUUGCGAAGAUCUUUGGGAGAAAUCCCUUAUCCCUCUUAAAAAUGUACUAGAGCAUUCUGGUUUGAAGGUUGAGGAUGUAUACGCAGUGGAAUUAAUUGGAGGUGCCACUCGAGUUCCAAGACUACAGGCUACGCUCCAAGAAUUCCUUGGGAGGGAAAAUCUGGACAAACACUUGGAUGCUGAUGAAGCUACUGUUCUUGGUGCUUCAUUACAUGCAGCAAACUUAAGUGAUGGAAUCAAAUUAAAUCGUAAACUGGGGAUGGUUGAUGGUUCUUCGUAUGGAUAUGUGAUUGAGUUUAAUGGACCUGAUCUUCUGAAAGACGAAAACAGCUCAAAGUUUGUUGUGGGAAGAAUGAAAAAAGUACCUAGUAAGAUUUUCAAACCCUUUUCCCAUAAUAAAGACUUCGAAGUUUCCCUUGCCUAUGAGGGUGACCUACUACCCCCCGGUGUUGCUUCACCAGUAUUCGCUCAGUAUUCUGUGUCUGGUCUGACUGAUGCUAGUGAAAAGUAUGCAUCUCGUAAUCUUUCUUCCCCCAUCAAGGCCAAUAUGCAGUUUUCUCUCAGUAGAAGUGGGGUACUUUCCUUGGAUCGGGCAGAUGCGGUAAUUGAAAUAUCUGAAUGGGUUGAAGUCCCCAAAAAGAAUCUUACUGUGGAAAACUCAGCUUCUGGAUCACCCAACAUCUCAGCUGAAGGUGGGCCAAAGAACACUUCAGAAGAAAGCAUUGACGACCAGCAAACGGAUGGUGGAUCAAGUAAUACAUCCAACACGAGUGUAAAUGAACAAAGCACCACUGAUCUUGGUACAGAAAAAAAGCUAAAGAAGAGGACUUUUAGAGUUCCACUUAAGAUUGUUGAGAAGGCAGUGGGACCUGGGAUGCUGUCGGAAGAAGCUUUUCUUGAAGCUAAAGCAAGACUAGAAGCACUGAAUAAAAAGGAUUCCGAACGAAAAAGAACAGCAGAGUUGAAAAAUAGCCUUGAAGGAUACAUAUAUGCCACUAAAGAAAAGCUUGAAGUUUUGAAGGAGUUGGAGAAAAUUUCUUCGAAUCAAGAACGCCAGUCCUUCAUUGAAAAACUUGACGAGGUGCAGGAAUGGUUGUACACAGACGGAGAAGAUGCGUCUGCCACCCAGUUUCAAGAAAAACUAGAUUUGUUAAAAGCUAUUGGUGAUCCCAUAUUUUUCAGAUUUAAUGAGCUUACGGCAAGACCAGCAGCAUGUGAACAUGCUCGAAGAUACCUUAGUGAGCUACAACAGAUUGUGCAUGGAUGGGAAACGAAAAAAGCUUGGCUUCCGAGAGAGAGAAUAGAUGAGGUUUUGAGGGACACUGAAAAGUUGAGAAAAUGGUUGGAUGAGAAAGAGGCUGAGCAGAAGAAAAUUUCGUCAUCCAGCAAGCCAGCAUUUACAUCUGAAGAAGUAUAUGAGAAGAUACUAGAUCUUCAAGACCAGGUUGCUAGCAUCAACAAAAUUCCCAAGCCAAAGCCAAAAGUUGAGAAGCCGGUAAAGAAUGAUACUGCCUCCAGCUCAUCUUCUGAGGAGACUAAUACUACAUCAUCUGAAGACAGCCAAACAUCAGAGACGUCGGAGAGCUCAAUCCCUGAGGAAGCAGACUCUGAACCAGAUGUUCACGAUGAGUUGUGAUUGAAACGAGUGAGGCAUAGAAGGUUAAUAUCGAGGGAGGCAUAUUCUUCUUCGGGUGGACAAGCAAACAAACAUUACUUAGGAAGCAUGUUCAACUGGAAAGGAGUUGAUGCCCGAGUCGAGCCAAUUUUUCAGGUGGCAUGGUUUAAUUGCCAUUCUUGGGUUUGGUUCUUUUCUUACAAUCCAUCGAUAUUUGCGAAGGAUUUUUACCCUUGUUAAUUGUUGUGUCUUUAGACCAUACCAACUAUGACUAGGGGUAAUAUACUGGCUAACGACGAAGCCAUCAGGAGAUUUUGGUAUAAUGAUACUGUGCUUUUUGUUUCUUAGUAAUGUCUUGAGGGAUCUUAUCUUAUCUAGAGAAGUGAUGAGAUACGGACGAGGCUCUUUAUAUCUUGUAUUUUGUAAUUGAUGAGUUAGUAAUUGUUUCCUAAA
Molecule: messenger RNA, 3287 nt
Organism: Rhododendron vialii
Lineage: Eukaryota; Viridiplantae; Streptophyta; Magnoliopsida; Ericales; Ericaceae
Product: heat shock 70 kDa protein 17
Exons: 14
Coding region: 168-2855 (895 amino acids)
Biological process (GO): cellular response to hypoxia; endoplasmic reticulum unfolded protein response; negative regulation of hypoxia-induced intrinsic apoptotic signaling pathway
Cellular component (GO): endoplasmic reticulum chaperone complex
Molecular function (GO): ATP binding; ATP-dependent protein folding chaperone
Source: RefSeq, a predicted model, not a curated record